CCUCCGGGCCUGUGCAUCUAAGAAUGCAUACAUCCAUAAUAUUACUGAAUUUGAUGCAAGGCAACAUGGCCAAAGUCAUCAACGUGCAAGAAAAAAACAUAACUGAAUUUUCACGGUAACGUGCCUCUGUUGUAUGUAUUACUCCUCUCUGGACCAACAACUUGCCCCCAUUAAUACUUUGAAACAUUUGCAUCAGGAUAUUAAUUUCUUGUGCACCCCCUACAAAAAUAUAUUGUUCUAAUAUAAAAAUAUGACCCUUGGCGAAAACUAGCCUAAAUGAUGAAAACUAGGCACGUGGAUGAACUCUAUUGAAAUAAUAAAGUUAUUUCACAACUUCUUAGAUUUCAAAAAAUUUACCGAGCAAAGAACAACAAGAGCAGAAAAAACAAUGGUAGGGUGGUGACAUCCAUGAUCUAGUGCUAUCGCUCGAAGCUACCUCCUCUCAACCUAUUCUCCCUUGCCCCGAACUGACAUGUUUGGAACCUAGGUGUAGAUAAAUCUGAAUUGGAAAAUAAUUUGGUAAUUGCAAAAGAAUAUAAAAAAAUCAUGAUUUUUUCUAGAAACAAUCAUGAUCAAGUGUUUACACUUGCAUAAAAAAAUUGCGGAAGAAUGCUUUUUAUGGUAUUGUGGGCGAAAGAAAAAUAAAUGAGCACUACAUCAUAGUUACUAUUCACUCCUUUUGUUCGCAGUUUUUUUGCCCUGAAGUCGAUGGGAGUUCGCAAAACUUUUUAUAUGAGUACACCAGUAGGUCAAGUUUGUUACCCAAAAAAAAUAUUUUUUAAUUUUUUGAAUUGCUAAUUUUUUCGUAUCACGUCCAUCUUCGCCCAGGUUCAUCCCUCCUCCCCCCUAUGAUAUUCCCGCCAAUCCAACACCUCCCCUUCUCCCCAACCCUUAUCACCGCCCUCCUUCCUCCCCUUCCUUUCUAGAGGCGGGGUGUGCCGAUGCGUUGGAUCAAGAAUAUUCGGUCCAACAUCAACCUAGACAACCUCCCCUUCCCCUUCUUCCUCCUCUACGCCCUAAAUCGAUGAUGCUCCGAUGUUGUUGUAAACCUCAUUGGGCUAAUUUUUUUGCUUAUAUAUUUUUCUAUUCGAAAAGGUGCGAUGGCACCCGGGAGUCCCGACACCCCGCUAUCCUAUGCGUUCAACGUUUUCAAGAUUCGUGAUGUGGUGUGGACAGCAGCAGGCCACUUGCGUUGUCAUGUUAGUUAAUCAGGCAAUUUACAGAGUCGAACAGGGCACGGUACUAGGCUGCAGCAUGCAGAGUAGGUAUGGCAACUGUUCCCGACUAGCUUGUCAGGCCCGGCUACUGUAGCGCGAGAUGUUCCAGCGGCCCGUCAUGUCAUUCUUAUCUAUCUUUUCUUCUGUUCUUUUUUUGAGUGAAGAGAGAGGAGAAAGGUGAGGAGAGAGAGCCUUUUUUAUGAGCCAGAGAGAGGACUAAUGGAAGGAGACAGAGGCUGUGACCUGUGCGAGAGAGAAGAGACAUGAGAGAAAAUAACUGUUUUCCAUGGAGGACAGAGAGGCUGUGAACGGAGAGAGAAGAAGGUGGCGGCACACUUUUUAUUAGCCCAUGAGAGAGACAGAAAUGUCAGAAGAGAGAGGUUGUGAGAGAGAAAAAUAAUUGUUUUCCAGGAGAGAGAGCGACGGUGAAUCUUGGGAGGAGAGAGUGAUUUCACUGUAACUGUUCAAGUAGGCAUGUUAAAACAAGAACCAUCACAGUGCCUUGCACAGAUCUCCAAAACUUUGUUUUGGAUGGACGGUGCUGAUAGAAGGGAGUCUAGGCACCCGGGUUCUAAAAAUCUAGUCUCUUUUCUAUUUGAAGGAAGAAAGAAGGCCAUGAUCACGUUGCUUUGCUCCAAAAAAGAAGGCCAUGCUGGCACCUAACUGCGCAUAGGUAGGUCCUCAAAUCAAAAGAAAAGAGAACAAAGAAGUGAACAUCGGUAAGGCAUGACCAACCCGACCGUUUCCUCCUACCCGCGGCUUACGCCCCCUUUUCAUUCAAACAUAGGUGAACAUCGGUACGUUCCAUUCAACGUCAACCUUCCCGAUUCAAACCUUUACCCGUCCGUUCCCUCCCCUAUUUGAACCCUUCUUCCCACCACUCCAGUCUUCGUAUUCAACUCUUCACACCCCCACCCCACCCAGCUGCCCGCCACACGCGCCCAACACGCCCGCUCUGCUCCAUCGUCUCCAUCAGCCCAUCCAUCGAACCACCACCUAGCCAUCACCUACCCUUUCUCUUCCUCGGCCGAUCGAUCCAUGGCGCUGCUGGCACGGAGGUCGAGGAGGGCGGCGACCAAGGCGGCGGCGCCGGUGGCGGUGGAGCUGUCCAUCCCGGCGCACUUCCGGUGCCCGAUCUCGCUCGACCUCAUGCGCGACCCGGUCACGGCGCCCACGGGGAUCACCUACGACCGGGAGAGCAUCGAGGCGUGGCUCGACACCGGCCGCGCCGCCGUCUGCCCCGUCACCCACGCCCCGCUCCGCCGCGACGACCUCGUCCCCAACCACGCCAUCCGCCGCGUCAUCCAGGACUGGUGCGUCGCCAACCGCUCCCGCGGCGUCGAGCGGAUCCCCACGCCCAAGAUCCCCGUCACCCCCGUCCAGGCCUCCGAGCUCCUCUUCGAGGUCGCCGAGUCCGCGCGCGCCCGCGACCGCGGCGCGGCCGCCCGGUGCGCCGCCGCGGUCGCCAGGGUCAGGGCCCUCGCCAGGGAGAGCGAGAGGAACCGGCGCUGCUUCGCGUCCAUCGGCACUGGCCGCGUGCUCGCCGCGGCGCUCGAGUCGCUCGCGGCGGGCGGCGGCGAGCCAGCCGGGGGUGUUCUUGAGGACGUUCUCGCGGCAUUGGUCCGCAUGGCGCCGUUGGACGGGGAGACCGCCAGGAUCUUGGGAUCGCCGCGCUCGCUGGGCUCGUUGGUCGCGAUCGCCGAGAAUGGAAGCUUGGCGGGAAGGCUCAACGCCGUGAUGGCGAUCAAGGAGGUCGUGUCCUCGUGCGACGGAGCAUGCACGGAUUUGGGCGUGAAAGCCGACGACAUCGUGGACGCGCUGGUCAAGAUCAUCAAGGCUCCCAUCUGCCCACAGGCUACCAAGGCAGCCAUGGUCGCCGCCUACCAUCUGGCGCGCUCCGACGAGCGCGUCGCGGCGCGCGUAGCCAGGACCGGUCUCGUGCCGGUGCUCGUCGAGUCCCUCGUCGACGCCGACAAGAGCGUGGCAGAGAAGGCGCUGGCGUUGCUCGACGCCGUGCUCGCGUCGGAGCAAGGCCGCGAGAGCGCGCGCAUGCACGCGCUCACCGUGCCCAUCCUCGUCAAGAAGAUGUUCCGCGUGUCCGACCUGGCCACCGAGCUCGCCGUCUCGGCGAUGUGGAGGCUCGGCAAGAACGCGGGGGGCGACGAGGGCGCAGCGACGAAAUGCCUGGUAGAGGCGCUGCGGGUCGGAGCCUUCCAGAAGCUGCUGCUUCUCUUGCAGGUUGGCUGCCGGGACGCAACCAAGGAGAAGACCACCGAGCUGCUCAGGAUGCUCAACAAGCACAAAGGCGUAGGGGAAUGCGUCGACGCCAUGGACUUCAGAGGGCUCAACAAGCUGUCCUGAAUCACAACUUGUGUAAAGAAACAUUGUAGGAUAGAUGGAUGUGUAAGCUAGCAGAUUGGUAGGAUAGUUGGAUGUAAAUUCUUCUCCCUUUUUGCGUUUGCCAGGUGUUAGCUAGAUUCAAACUUUUUUUUUUUUUAGAAACGCUUGAACGCUACUUGAGAAACAAAUAAAAGGCUUAAGUACAAUGCAACUGUCGAUAGAUCUUCCCGCUGCUUGAGAUCUUGUUAUCAAACUUCUUAUAUAUUCAUAA
Triticum aestivum (bread wheat) is the source of this 3828-nucleotide messenger RNA. Its product is annotated as U-box domain-containing protein 21-like. The transcript has a single exon. The record is from RefSeq and is a predicted model, not a curated record. Gene Ontology annotation, molecular function: ubiquitin protein ligase activity. NCBI's taxonomy places the organism in Eukaryota, Viridiplantae, Streptophyta, Magnoliopsida, Poales, Poaceae. The coding region runs from base 2256 to 3578 and encodes 440 amino acids. Gene Ontology annotation, biological process: protein ubiquitination.